Messenger RNA from Striga asiatica, 1375 nucleotides. NCBI's taxonomy places the organism in Eukaryota, Viridiplantae, Streptophyta, Magnoliopsida, Lamiales, Orobanchaceae. The record is from the annotation of a GenBank genome assembly.
AUGGCGUCCCCCAUCCCUCCUCCCCUUCACCACUGCCUUUUUCUCAUUCUCGUCGACACUAGCACCGCAUUGCAGGAAAACCCCACAUCGAAGCGCCAGCAUUUUUGGGGGUUUUUGGAGCGCCGACAUUUUCUUGGGGGAGAGGCCAAGCGCACUGAUUUUGAGAGUGAGGGAGGACGCUGCGCCGACCUCGCCGUCGGUGACUCGGAAGAACACGAGGACAGCUAUCUAGCAUUGGGGUUGUGGAGGAAGAACCUUCACGGCGGCGAUCUGGUGGUUUCCGUCUAUUCUUCCACUGCAAUGGAGUCUCACGGCUCCGGACUCAGCCGUGUGUUUCUAUUGGCAUUUUGUGUCGCCGGCAUUUGGGCCGCGUAUAUUUAUCAAGGCGUCCUUCAGGAGACUGUAUCGACAAAGAGAUUUGGUCCUGAUAAAAAGAGGUUCGAGCACUUGGCGUUCUUGAACCUUGCUCAAAGUGUGGUGUGUUUGAUAUGGUCAUUCUUAAUGAUAAAGAUUUGGUCCAAUGGUGGAAACAGUGGUGCUCCAUGGUGGAGUUAUUGGAGUGCUGGUAUUACAAAUACGAUAGGUCCUGCUAUGGGUAUUGAAGCUUUAAAGUACAUCAGCUAUCCUGCUCAGGCAUAUGUUCUGUUCUGCUGGACAACAGUGCUGGCGAAAUCCUCAAAAAUGAUACCUGUGAUGCUGAUGGGUACUCUAGUUUAUGGGAUUCGGUACUCCUUUCCUGAGUAUGUUUGCACGUUGCUGGUUGCUGGUGGUGUAUCUACUUUUGCACUUUCAAAGACAAGCUCGAAGACUAUUAGCAAGCUAGCAAACCCAAAUGCUCCACUUGGAUAUGGGCUUUGUUUUCUGAACCUUGCUUUUGAUGGGUUCACUAAUGCCACUCAGGAUUCAAUUACUGCCAGGUACCCAAAGACAAACGCGUGGAACAUAAUGCUAGGAAUGAACUUGUGGGGCACCAUAUACAACGUGCUGUUCAUGUUCGGGUGGCCAGGUGGCAUUGGGUACGAUGCAGUACAGUUCUGCCGGAAGCAUCCGGAAGCUGCCUGGGACAUACUCCUCUAUUGUCUGUGUGGUGCGGUUGGCCAGAAUUUCAUCUUCUUGACUAUAAGUCGAUUCGGUUCUUUGACUAACACAACUAUAACAACAACUCGGAAAUUCGUGAGCAUAGUCGUGUCAUCUCUGCUGAGUGGGAAUCCUCUGUCCCAAAAGCAAUGGGGAAGUGUGGUUAUGGUGUUCUCGGGAUUAUCUUAUCAGAUUUACCUGAAAUGGGAGAAAAUUAAGAGGACUCAGAAGAAGAGGAAGUCCACAUAAGCAAGUGACGUUUAUUCUGAUGCCGAUACGAAGAUGUAGUNGCGCCUUU